AUGCCAGACGGUGCGGACACCACAUUCAUCAAGCGCCUAGAGCCAGUGGAGUUGGAGGGUGUCCCUUUGCUUAGUGACACUGUAGAAAACUGGGCUAAAAUAAAAGAAUUCCAAGCACGGCCAGAUGACCUUCUACUCUGCACCUACCCUAAAGCAGGGACCACUUGGAUCCAAGAAAUUGUGGACAUGGUCCAGCAGGGAGGUGAUGUCCAGAAAUGCGCUCGUGCUCCUGUGUACCAACGGAGUCCCUACCUGGAAAUGUUUCCCCCCAAACCCCUGCGCUCAGGCUUGGAAAUAGCGGAAGGAAUGCCCUCUCCACGGACUCUGAAGACUCACUUCCCAGUCCAGCUCCUGCCCUCUUCCUUCUGGGAACAGAAAUGCAAGAUAAUUUAUGUAGCCAGGAACAUCAAAGACAGCGUUGUCUCCUUCUACCACUUCCAUCGCAUGAACCUGGGGUUGCCAGAACCAGGACAGUGGGAUGAUUUUCUGAAAAACUUUAUUGCUGGAAAAGUUGUUUAUGGCUGUUGGUUUGAACAUGUUCGUGGCUGGUGGGAGGCUAAGAGCCACCAUCCAAUUCUGUAUCUUUUCUAUGAAGAUAUCAAAGAAGACCCAGCUCGGGAAAUCCAGAAAGUAGCCCAGUUCUUGGACAUAAAGCUUUCAGAAUCGGUUCUAAAACAAAUUGUGCAUCUGACAACCUUUGAGAGCAUGAAAGAAAACCCGAUGACGAACUACAGUACUGUGCCUUCCUCUAUCUUAGACCAAAGAGUUUCAGCCUUCUUGAGAAAAGGAACUGUAGGAGACUGGAAGGUGCAUUUCACAGUGGCCCAAAGUGAAUGGCUAGAUGACAUCUAUGCCCAGAAAUCAAUGGGAACUGACCUGAGCUUCCGCACACAAAUCUAAGCACUUACCUUAAUUCUUACCUUACUGGUUUUAAGUGACUUUUUUUUUUUAAAAAAAACACACAAUUCUAUGUUUAAUUCUAUUUUAAUGUGUAUAUGUUGUAGGUUUUAGAUUGUAAUUUGUAUUGUUUUUGUGUGUGUCAUGAAACUCGUUUCAGAGAACAAUGUAGAAUCAUCAUCAUCAUCUGCCUCUUUUGCCACCACUUUUCUUCAGACCAGUGUGCCUGAUGAUUUCUAGUUCAAUAAAAGAAAAGAAAUUAUUUAUAAACAACACUCACCCAAGCAUACUGAAUACAGGGAAAUAGCACCAAAAGAACUGAGCUGGCCUUUGAAUGCUGAGCUGGCCCCCCUCCUUUCCUCCAUCAUUUACUGGGAUUAGAGGCGCAGGAUCUCUGCAAAAGUGGAAAAACCAUGAAUUAAAAAACACUAUUUUUUACCUGAGAGAACUCCUUUCUAGGAAU
Anolis carolinensis (green anole) is the source of this 1360-nucleotide messenger RNA. Its product is annotated as sulfotransferase 1C2. The transcript is spliced from 7 exons. Gene Ontology annotation, biological process: sulfation. Gene Ontology annotation, cellular component: cytoplasm. Bases 1 to 900 code for a protein of 299 amino acids. Gene Ontology annotation, molecular function: sulfotransferase activity. Lineage: Eukaryota; Metazoa; Chordata; Lepidosauria; Squamata; Anolidae. The record is from RefSeq and is a predicted model, not a curated record.